AUGUCUCCUGUUAUCAUUAUUACAGGCGCUUCUCGUGGCAUCGGCAAAGCAGCAACCUUGCAAGCAUUGACAAAAUUUAACGCUCAAGUUGUUGCAGUUGCUCGAAGCAGUGACGCGUUAAAAGAACUUGCGGACGAGGUUUCAAAGGAACAUCGCGAUCGACUUGAACUUGUUGUAGGCGAUGUGACUAAAGAAGAAACAGCCAGGAAAGCAGUUGAACGCGCCAUUGAAAAGUUUGGUCACUUGGAUUCAGUCAUUGCAAAUGCUGGCGUCCUUGAGCCAAUAGCUACUGUUGCUGAAGGUUCUGUUGAAGAAUGGAAGAAAUUGUACGAUGUCAACGUGUUCUCUGUCAUUACACUUGCUCAAGCUGCUCUUCCUCAUAUCAGAAAGUCUCAAAAAGGUUCCAUCGUCAUUGUCUCGUCUGGUGCAGCCAUGAAGGGCUACAGAGGAUGGGGUGCUUAUGGAAGUUCAAAGGCUGCUGUCAAUCAUCUUGCAAGCACAUUGGCAGUGGAAGAAGAAGGCGUUACCACUAUCGCUCUCCGUCCAGGUGUAGUGGAUACGGAUAUGCAAACAACGAUUCGUACCUCUGGUGAGAAAGCUAUGGGACAAGAUCACGCUAAAUUUGUUCAACUUCACAGUCAAGGAAAUUUAAUUAAGCCAGAAACGCCUGGCUAUGUCUUGGCUGCAUUGGCUAAUGACCCUCCUAAAGAACUGUCUGGACGGUUUCAUAGUUGGGACGAUGAGCAAUUGAAACGUUUCCAGCCAUAA
This is a messenger RNA of Rhizopus microsporus ATCC 52813, 768 nucleotides long. Its product is annotated as short-chain dehydrogenase. Gene Ontology annotation, cellular component: intracellular anatomical structure. Gene Ontology annotation, molecular function: oxidoreductase activity, acting on NAD(P)H, oxygen as acceptor. NCBI's taxonomy places the organism in Eukaryota, Fungi, Mucoromycota, Mucoromycetes, Mucorales, Rhizopodaceae. The coding region runs from base 1 to 768 and encodes 255 amino acids. The record is from RefSeq and is a predicted model, not a curated record. The transcript is spliced from 4 exons.